Messenger RNA from Cynoglossus semilaevis (tongue sole), 3186 nucleotides. RefSeq names its product protein tyrosine phosphatase domain containing 1a (gene ptpdc1a). Gene Ontology annotation, biological process: protein dephosphorylation; cilium assembly. The transcript has 10 exons. The coding region runs from base 337 to 2424 and encodes 695 amino acids. The record is from RefSeq and is a predicted model, not a curated record. Gene Ontology annotation, molecular function: protein tyrosine phosphatase activity. NCBI's taxonomy places the organism in Eukaryota, Metazoa, Chordata, Actinopteri, Pleuronectiformes, Cynoglossidae.
AGAGAUUUCCCCCACACACACACACAAAAAAAUCUUUAAAAAUUAGAAUGUACUGAAAGUAGAUCUUGGGGGCAGUAUUGCAGAGCAAAGCAAGCCAGCUGCUCAAACAAAGAAGAAGUUACGUCAUUGCUGAGGUCACGUGAUUAAAUCCCACGCCACAACAUGUCAGGUUGCUGUGAUAUCUGGUGAGCUAGCAUUUCGAACCACAACAACCAUAAAGUGGCUAAUGGUGAACCUUCCCGGCAGCUGAACGACUGAAGCUUUGAAAAGAUGCGUCGUCGACGAUACGUGCAUCAAAAGCCGCCUGAAUGAGACGACGUUAACCGCUCACCAUCCAUGGCAGCUGGAGUUGGCAACCACGGUGACCCACCCUGCUUCCCGCGUGUUCCAGAGAUAAGCACAGAGAUGGAGUCAGCAAAUGCAAAGGCCCCCACUGCAAAAUACACAAAGAUGGGCGAGACCCUGAGGCACGUCAUUCCUGGCCACAUGCAGUGCUCCAUGGCGUGUGGUGGGAAAGCCUGCAAAUAUGAAAAUCCCUCUCGCUGGAAUGAUGACGAGCAAGCAAUCAAAGGAAUCUACUCAUCCUGGGUCACCAACAACUUGCUAGCUAUGGCAAGGCCUUCUACAGAAAUUAUAGAGAAGUAUAACGUCAUUGAGCAGUUUCAGAGGUGUGGUUUGAAGACGGUCAUUAACCUGCAGAGGCCAGGAGAACAUGCCAGCUGUGGUCACUCACUGGACCAGGAGAGUGGUUUUACCUAUCGCCCUGAAACUUUCAUGAAGGCUAGCAUCUACUACUACAACUUUGGAUGGAAGGACUACGGUGUCGCAUCACUGACUACAAUUCUUGAUAUGGUGAAGGUCAUGUCAUUUGCUGUGCAAGAAGGGAAAUUAGCAGUCCACUGCCAUGCAGGCCUGGGCAGAACAGGUGUUUUGCUGGCCUGUUACCUAGUCUUUACGUUCCGCAUGAGUGCUGACCAAGCCAUCCUGUUUAUACGAGCAAAAAGACCAAACUCCAUCCAGACGAGAGGUCAGCUGCUCUGUGUCAGGGAGUUCGCCCAGUUUUUGGUUCCCCUUCGAAGUGUUUUCUCCUGUGCAGAGCCCAGAGAGAACGCUGUCACCUUGUCUCAGUACCUCACUAGGCAGCAGCACCUGUUGCAUGGAUACGAGGCCCGACAGAUGAAGAACGUGCCCAAAAUUGUCCAGCUGGUGUGUAACCUCCUCCUCGACAUCGCAGCAAAUAGAGAAAGCACAGUUAAGCAGAAUUGGCCAACAAUCGCUGACCUCUCAGUGGAAAUAAAAAAAACAGUGUGUGAGCAGGCUCUGCAGCAGUUGGGGAAAGAGAUGAGAGGAAUGGGCAUACCCGUUUCUCCAUGCCUGUCUUUGUCACGAUGCGCAGGACCCCCACAGUCCCAGGCCUCCAAUGAGCAGCCGCUUUUCCAUGACCUGGACCAGGACACCUUGUACAGGAAGCAGAAAAUCCAAACCACUGAAAAUUGCCCUCUUUCUAACAGCAGGGGUCUCAGUUACAGCGACUCUUUUCUUUACAAACAUUCCCAACAGCAGAACGGCUUGAUAAGCUGUCAGUCAACGAGUCAGUUGAAACACCAGAUACAACUUUCUAUCUCUCAUAGCAGUCUUGCUACAUUUAACCCUCUCAGACUGAGUGAGCUCUCGGCUCAGGACAAUGUCAGCAUCACUCACGACUCAAAUAAAGAGACAAAGUUAGAGGCUUGCAUGGCCAUUUUAGAAAUCCAGCAACAUAAAAGGUUUCCUUUAGAUCCCGCCGAGCAGAGAAGAAGACCCCACUACAACGUUACUCCACCAGCUCCAUCACCAAACGGACAGUUUAAAGAGCAGCAAGACUUGGAGAGCAGAGCAGAGAGAGGAGUGAAGAAUCUCACCCUCAACCUUGAAACUGAGUUGUCUGUUGAGAACAGACACCUGUUGGUGGCCGAAAUUUUGGCCAUGGAUGUGAAGGACAAAGAUGUUUCCUUUAAGGUCUCUCAGUGGCAGACAGAACUCAACUCCAAAGAGGGGGCGUGGGAGAGACUGUGCAUUGAGAGAGAUCCUCUGGUUCUCUCCAGUCUGAUGUGGUCGUGGCUAGAGCAACUCAAGGAUCCAGUCAUUAGCAGUGAAGAUAUAAAAGCGCUCACUGAAAAUGACGUCAACCCCAAAAAUGCACUUAAUUUACUGGAGCAGGGUCACCGGCUCACUCUGCUGUGUGUCCUCAAGUGUGCUGCGCAGCUCCAGCCAAUGCCCAAAGACGUGGAGACUCUGUUUCUCAACAAGAUAAUAAAGGUGUUUACCAAGAUUGACCCCAGGUCAGAGAUAAAUGAGUCUUUAUACCUGACACUGAAAGCAAUCCUCACUCCUGUUCUCCAUGACCUGCGUGACAAUGCUGUGGAAGUGACCGAGGACAACUGACCGAUCCACAGUGAGACCAGACUUUUGAUAAAUGAAGUAACUCAUCAUAGGCAUUACUGCGUUGCAUCAGAAUCUGUUGACACCAACCCUUUUGUUGGACCAAAGGUAUGUGGAAGAUUCAGUGUUGACGAACUCGAACACUGCCGUGAUGUGUGUGUGUGUGUGUUGCUCAGUUUUCCAUGUAUUCUGGUAACUGACUUUUUGUGUUAAGGUUGACUUAAUAUUGUUCUCAUAAUAUUAAUGCUAUUUAUUUAUACAUUUGACUCUAAUCAAAGUCUCCAGAGUUGGAGAUUUAUACAAAACGCUUUGCACUGCAUACAAAAUAUUUAUUGAAAACUCCGAAGCAAUUUAACCGUGGUAAAGGAAUUGAGGAUGUUUUGUGGCUAGAGAAUUUUAUUUUACAUGUGGAUGUGACAAUGCAACGGCAAGGACCGACACUGCAUUUGUUUUUAUGUCUUUGUUACUGUUCAACAGAAUAACUCUCACUGCUCCCUCCUGUCACACCAGCAUGAGUUCAACACGAAGCUGCCACACCUGAAAAUGUUGUCCUGGUCUUCAGGAUUCUGUUUUCCUGUGUCUGUGUGGGUGUAAUUGCAAGAAUAUUCGCAUUUUAAAAGGUCAUUUUCUCAAAAUUAUUAAGUACAUGUUACUUUGCAGUUUUGUAAACAAACACUAUAUUUUCAUUGUGACAGAGACCUACUUUGUACACACAAUUAAACACAGACUGACUGCACGCUCUGUGUGUUCAGUCCAUAUAACACU